UGUUUCCGGUUCCGGGUUUUGAUGGCUGUUUCCGGUUCCGAAUGCUGUCGGCUAAUGACAGGCAGAUGUCAGCAGCUUUGCUCCAAAUGUCAUUGUGUUACCGCGGAAUGCUGGCGGUGCGCAGCCGGGGAAGCGGUGCGCUAGGGCUGCUGUGCGGGCAGGAGAGGACGCUGUGUGUGCGGAGCUCGCAAAAACAGUCCGAAAAUGACACGCUGACCGAGCUGCAGAAUAACCCGCACUAUGAUAAAUACCGGGACAAGAUCCUCAGACUCCGAAGUUCUGACCCUGGCAAGUUUGAUGCUCGUAUGGAAACAAGGGAUGAAGUUAAGAAACAACCUCUUGGAUUUUCUAAACAGGCAGAAUUUGCUAAAUCUUUGGAGAGAAAGGGAAAUGCUUCAUCCAAAGGAUUCACAAAGAAUAAGACACUGGACUCUAUCCUGAAUCUAGAGCUGAUAAAAGACAAGAGUGCAUGUGAUAUUAUAGAGCUUUGGAAGCAGUACUAUUCUACAAAAGACACAGUAUUUGCUGUAAUACCGGGAGAAGCCUUUGAGCUAAUAUGGCAGAGAGCCCAGUCCUGCCCCUCGUUCUUGUAUGCAUUGCCGAGACAGGAAGGAUACGAGUUCUUCGUGGGCCAGUGGUCUGGAAAUGAGCUGCAUUUUACUUCAUUAAUCAAUAUCCAGACAGCCAGAGAUUCUGCUCCCAGCCAGUUAAUAUUGUACCACUUCACAGAACUGCAGAAAGACAAAGGAAUUGCGCUGAUGACAUCAGACAUUGACACCAAAUACCUGAACGUCCAUGAGGCUCAGUGCUUAGCCAAUCAAGUGCAGCUAUUUUACGCCACCGAUCAGUCGGAGUCAUUUGGACUGGUAGAAACUUUCAAUCACAAACCCGAUGAAUUUAAGUAUAUGUCUGUAGUUGCCUUUCUGGAGAAAAAUGGACUUGGAAAAAGUAUUGUGCACCUACAAGGAAAGAAUAAAGAUGACAAUUAGCCCUAAUGGAAACUAUGUGCUGUGUCUAUAGCAGCUUUGCAUCAAGCAGCAGGAGGCGCUUGUUUUUCUCAUUAUACAAACCUAUGGUCCACGAAAGUGGGGUUUUUUUUUACAACGUGAAUCUAGAGUGAAGAGGCCUGGAAAUGUCCAGUGACGGUUUUGCUGCUCAGCAUUACACCAUAAUGAACUUGCAUAGUUCCACUGAAAGUAUUGUGAGAUAUGGAUAACAAUAAACAAAAAGAAAUGUA
Messenger RNA from Bombina bombina (fire-bellied toad), 1237 nucleotides. It is a transcript of the gene ATPAF1, whose product is annotated as ATP synthase mitochondrial F1 complex assembly factor 1. Gene Ontology annotation, biological process: mitochondrial proton-transporting ATP synthase complex assembly. The transcript is spliced from 9 exons. Gene Ontology annotation, cellular component: mitochondrion. The record is from RefSeq and is a predicted model, not a curated record. The coding region runs from base 42 to 989 and encodes 315 amino acids. NCBI's taxonomy places the organism in Eukaryota, Metazoa, Chordata, Amphibia, Anura, Bombinatoridae.